UGCAUUAGGCACCUGCAUAUCUCUACCCUUUGGGUUUGCCGCCGGUACAUUAUAAUCUUGUGGUUUGUGCCCUUGCUCCUUCAAGUCUCCACUCUUUCUUUCUUUUUUUUUCUUUUUUUUCUUCUUUCCCUCUUUCCACGCUGUCACUUGAGUUUCAAGAGGUGGGAAAAAAGGGAGACCUACGCACAGCGAAAAAGAAAGCAAAAGGAAGAGGCAUAGGGAGGGAGAUGGGGAGAGAAAAGUCAUUAGUCCCGAAUAGCAAACUCACCGAGAAAUUUUUCUUAUCUGGGACAGAAAGUCGCUGGGUUGUGCUAUACCCCAAUUCAUUCCGCCUGCUGAGUCACGUACCAUUCUCGCGUCACGUACCCAACGCCUCAACCCCUUUUCAGCAUCGUUAUCGCCAGAAUUCCUCGACUCAACGCCCUCGAUCACGCGUUUUCCACGCGAUACUAGAUCCAGGCCCCCUUUGUCUUCGGUUCUGUGAAAUUUUUGGCGCGGAAAAGUCAUGAUUUCGACGCGUUUGCCCCCGUUAAAGAUCCACCGAGAUGCGCUCGGACCCUCCUCAGAACCCGGCUCGGCGUCGACCCCAACCUUCCCCCCCUCGUCAGCUUCCUCUAACCCCUUACAACUCACCAACGGCAACUUGCAGCCCAUAAUGUUCCGUCCUCCCAUCGUCGGCCCUUCAUCAUCCCCUUCUAAAAAGAAGCUUCACUCCAGGCAGAACCAGGCCCUCAAUCAUCCAAAGCACUCGAGUCGUAUCCCUUUGCCCAAGCGUGUGCUUCAGAAUACCUUUGACCGGAUAUCGAUGCCUCCACCGGAGCCCGACGCGUUCCCCACUGAUUCCCCGUUGAAAAAACCCCCAGUCUCUGUAUUCAAUACCUCGCUCGCCCCGAUGCCCGAAAAAACCCAGGCUGCCCUCUUCACCAGUUUCUCGUUCUCCAAGGCGAGCUUCGGAAAGGAGAAUGUGUCGCCUGAGCCUAGAUCCUCCGAUGACCACCAUGGUGGAAAGCCGUUAACGGGUCUGAAGGCGGCUCCUCGACGGGCAUUGAUGGAGGCAGCGCCUAUCAAGGAGAAGAAGGUCCUGCGGGAGAAGAAUAUCUCACAGAACGCGUCUUCUUCACCACCAAAGGAUGAGCCACUCGCCUGGGAACCUCCGGUUAUCGUGGAUGAUGGAAGGAAGCCACCAUACAGCUACGCCACCCUCAUCGGCAUGGCCAUCCUCCGAGCCCCUUCGCAACGAUUAACCCUCGCCCAGAUAUAUAAGUGGAUUGCGGACACAUUCCUAUACUACCGGACGUCGAAUAAUGGCUGGCAGAAUAGCAUUAGACACAACCUGUCUCUCAACAAGGCAUUCGUCAAGCAGGAGCGUCCUAAAGAUGAUCCGGGAAAGGGAAAUUAUUGGGUUGUUGGAAGUGGUUUCGAGCAUCAGUUUAUGAAGAACAAAAAUUCACGCAAGUCCGGAUCGCACUCCAAGAAGAGUUCGGCUGCGUCAAAGGCCUUGAUGUUGGAAGAGAUGGAAAACUUGUCGCACCCUGAACCUAUAGUCGAGAUACAUGUUGAGCAUGCCGAUUCCGCUGAGCACGCUGAUAGUACGGAUACUAUUGAAGACAAGGAAGCGGCAUUGGAGGAAUUAUUGACAUUGUCGUCCGAUGCAACUAGAAGUGCUAGUCCUGAACCACGACGAAUGCCGGAUGAUGAUGACGACGUGUUUCGACCAUCUUCUCCCCACGGCAAUGCUGCCACGCGAUCAUCUCCACCACCCCCUAUCAUGUGCUCUUCACCACCCGUCACCCGCAGCCAGAUCCAACCACGUCGUGACUCGACCCCCCCGCCCAUGUUCCCCUCUGCGGGCCGAAAGCGGAAGGCACCUCCCAUGGGAGAUAGUGGCUACUUUUCAUCGCUGGAAUCAUCGGUUGUUAGGCCAACCAUUGAGGAAGAUAGACCCAGAAUCAAGCGGGGCAGGGCUGAGGAGGAUAUCGCCCGUAUCAGGCAUUCUUCGCACGAAAGCCCCACCCGUAGGAAUACCAUUGGAGGGGGAAUGAGUUUCCUGACCUCAUCACCGAUUCGGAAUUACGACAACAACCCAAUGCUUCCACCUCUGACCCCGGCCACCAUGCUUCGCCCACGUAAUCCACCAAUGUCAGUUAGUCCGGCAACCAGUCUCCGAAUUCACCGCGACCGUGUUAGACAGCUCGUGAAGUCACCAUCCCGGGACAUUGGCGUCCUGGAGGAUAAUCCCUGGGGCACCACCUUUGCGGAGCUCACGUCCGGCGGCUCCGGUAUGGACAACAACGACAGCAGUGCACAGGACGACAUCGAAACCAUCGUUUCGAGAGCGUGCUUCGGAUCUCCCGACAAGCGAGCGGACAAGAGGCGGGAAGUGCGGAGGAGUUACGACGGCGGAUUACGCUCCGCGGAUCUCCUCGGCGACGGUUUCCUCGAGCCCCCGGACGUCUUCGGCGUGGACGUUUUCGGCGUCAUGAAGAGUGGCUAUGAGAAGUUUACUACUGACGGAUUUGGAUCACCAUCGGCGCCCGGGAGACCGGACUUGGGGAGGAGUCAUACUACGGACUUUUGAUAACGUUAUAACCUUUUUUUUUUUUGGUUGAAAAGUAGUUGACAUGCGUUUAUGACCGAAACGAUGGAAUGUCUUUUCUUUUUGGAGUGGGCCUUUGGGGACAAAAGUAACACGGAGCGAUUCCUUCAUUGUCUUUUUUUUAUUUUAUUUUAACUUUUUAUUAUCCCUAUUACUUGUUCCCCCUUAUUCUUUCCAUCUACCUUAUCUACUCUUGUUCCUCAUUCAGCCUGCCUCGUUCCAUUCCAUCUUAUAACGACCCUGACGGCGCCAUGACCAACAGCGGAAGGUUAAGAGGGCAUCAUUAUCAUAUAUCUAUUCAGGCGUGCGUUUUCCCAUUUCUUUCUUCUCUUUCCUCUUCCCCCCUUCAAUUUCUCCUCAAGGGAGGGAGGGGAAGGAGAGUUCUUUGUUUUUCUUCCUUUUUUUUUUCCUUUUUGUUUCAUUUCGUCGUUUAACAAAUCCCGGGGUUCUUGGGUCUGGUGGGGGUGUUUUUUUUGUUGUUUUUUCCCUCCUAUCAACCUGUCUGUGUUUCUUGGACCUUGUGGUGCUCGUUCCAAAAAUUGUUCUUGUCUAUUUGUCUGUCUGGGUGGCUCUCUGUUCAUAUCAUUAUUAUCACUGUUCUAUCUUAUCCUAUUUCACU
Tuber aestivum (summer truffle) is the source of this 3215-nucleotide messenger RNA. NCBI's taxonomy places the organism in Eukaryota, Fungi, Ascomycota, Pezizomycetes, Pezizales, Tuberaceae. The record is from the annotation of a GenBank genome assembly.